CCUCACCAUCUACAACUAUCGGAGUUUGAACAAUGAACCCCUUCCAAUCUCCUCUCAUAACUCCAGUUGAAUACCAUCACAAUGCGGCAGUAUGCAAUGCCACCAAGCGUAGGCGGAUUGUCCCCUUAGCAGCCUACCGUCCCACGCUCCACUCGUCCUUCGAAUCCUUCCACCUUCCAGGCUCAAAGUUUUUCGACCUCGAUCAAAUCCGUGACACCGCCUCUCCCUACCCUUCCAUGCUUCCCUUGCCUUCCCUCUUCGCCGCUGCAAUGACUGCACUCGGUAUUCGCAACGAUGAUAUUCUAGUUAUCUACGAUGCAGAUGAGAUAGGCACGUAUCAUGCCCCGCGGCUGGCGUUUAUGUGUGAGCUCUUUGGACAUAAGGAUGUGCACGUCUUGAAUAACUUCAGGCAGUAUGUGCGGAUGCGGCUGCCCGUAGAUUCCGGGUCUGAGGGAAUAGAGGUUCCAGUGGUUGGGAAGAGAGGAGAGCAAGGCGAUGAGUAUGUCGUGGAAGGGAGAGACUUUGACACCGGAAGGGUAAUAGCGUUCGAGGAGGUAAAGGAUGUUGUUGUUGGGAGGGACCAGGAGAAGGUGAGGAUUGUCGAUGCGAGGAUACCAGGUCGGUUUCAAGGUGUACAGCCGGAAAUGACUCCAAGUUUGAGGUCCGGGCAUAUUCCUGGAGCGGUCAAUGUGCCAUUGGCUAGUCUAUUGGAAGCUGAGACUGGGAUGAUACUAGCUCCUGAGAAACUGAGGGGCGUUUUGACGGAUGCGGGCGCGUUGGCGGAAGAAGAUGAGGGUGUGCCAUACAUCCUGACGUGCAAUUCGGGGGUUACGGCUGCAUCAUUAGAUCUAGCUUUGAGGUUGGUUGGGGCGAAGGGAUCCAGAAGGGUGUAUGAUGGUAGCUGGAUGGAGUGGACGAGGAGGGUAGGGGAUGAAUUGAUCGAGGUUUCGUCAUGACAGCUGUAUGGUGGAUAUGGUGGAGGAUGUACAUGAUAGAACUACUUGUAUAUAUGGGACGGCUGUGUUGUACAUGAAAGAGCUGGACUCAAAUAGACCAUUUUAGACUGAAAGCGCACAAGUCAAAUUUUUGAAAGUGGAAGGUCACAUGGUAUAUUGCUGCCUGAGUCGUAUAUUCUCAUAGCUCAUGUACUGCAUCGUAUCGUCAAACAUAAACAAACAUUAGUU
Molecule: messenger RNA, 1184 nt
Organism: Aspergillus piperis CBS 112811
Lineage: Eukaryota; Fungi; Ascomycota; Eurotiomycetes; Eurotiales; Aspergillaceae
Product: sulfurtransferase
Exons: 2
Coding region: 33-956 (307 amino acids)
Biological process (GO): transsulfuration
Cellular component (GO): mitochondrion
Molecular function (GO): thiosulfate-cyanide sulfurtransferase activity
Source: RefSeq, a predicted model, not a curated record